Linum trigynum is the source of this 750-nucleotide messenger RNA. The record is from the annotation of a GenBank genome assembly. Lineage: Eukaryota; Viridiplantae; Streptophyta; Magnoliopsida; Malpighiales; Linaceae.
CUCCCAAUCCAACCGGGGGAAACACCCUUCGUCAUACUCAGUUUCCGACACAACAUUGAUAUCAACCAUGACGAUGAAGAGAUUCCCCGCCGCCCGCGCCGCCGGAGACAAUCGCCAGCUGCGCGGCUUGGCCGGAUGCUUGAUUCUGCUCUCCAAGUACGCCAAGGAGAACGACGGCGCCGUUUCGCGGUCCACGACGGCAGCGGUUGCCGGUCGUUUCUUCGAAUGCAAGACCUGCGAGAAGAAGUUGACGUUGUUCCAGGUCCUGGGAAGCCCCCGGGCCAGCCACAACAAGCCUAACAAGAUGGGCCCGGCCGUCUCGGGGGAGAAGCCCAAUAACAAGGCCCACGAGUGCGCCACCUGCGGAUCGGAAUUCACCAUGGGCCAGGCCCUUGGAGGUCACAUGAGGCGCCACCGGGCCGCGUUGAGUUUGUUGCCCGCGUUGGCUACGAUGAAGAUAUCCUCCUCCUCCGCCGCCGAGAAUCGGGCUACGUGUUUGGAUUUGGACUUGAACUUGACGCCGGUUGAGAAUGACGACUUGAGCUUGCGGUUAGGGAAAUCCCUCCACAUUGCUUGAUUUUCAUUUUCGAUUUGUUAUCUGAUGAUUACCUCAAAUUUUUUUUUUUUUUAACGAUCUAUAUAGAACAGAUAGCUGGUUUAGCUGGACAUAUUCACGAACAUGUGUUCUUUUUUGUUUCUUAUGCUUCGAGGAGAGAUGAUUCUCUCGGUCAAUAUAUGAUUCAUAUAUUU